Molecule: messenger RNA, 1336 nt
Organism: Saprolegnia parasitica CBS 223.65
Lineage: Eukaryota; Oomycota; Saprolegniomycetes; Saprolegniales; Saprolegniaceae
Exons: 3
Coding region: 34-1281 (415 amino acids)
Biological process (GO): endosome organization; aggrephagy; mitophagy
Cellular component (GO): aggresome; amphisome
Molecular function (GO): protein kinase C binding; K63-linked polyubiquitin modification-dependent protein binding; zinc ion binding
Source: RefSeq, a predicted model, not a curated record
GGAAGUCAUCUCCCAAUCUCGCCGGUCCCAGCCAUGUCGAGCCGCUUCUCGCUGACGCGCCAGGUCGACCGCAACUCGGGGCGCCGGGACAGCACGGUUGACCACAGCGCCGUGGAGCUCAACCGGCGCCUGAGCGUCGAGCAGCCCGCGGUCACGAGCGUGCCCCACUUCUUUGUCGGCCCAGCGACGCCGUCGCUCGACAAGGACGCGCCCGUCCGCGCGCUCCACGGCGAGCGCAAGAUUGUCAAGAGCAAAGUCGCCGCCUGGCUGGACUCGGAGCCGCAAGACGAGGCCGCGAACGCGGUUGGCAUGACCCGCUUCCAAGCGGCCGGCCGCUACUUUGGCAUGAAGGUCGCGAGCAUUGCCGGUGCGAUGCUCAAAGAUCCCGACACGCAAGUCAACCCCGACUCGUUCUGCGACGGCUGCGGCAUGGACCCGAUCGUCGGCCACAUGUACACGUGCUCGCAGUGCGACAACUACAACCUCUGCACGAGCUGCUAUCGGUCGGGCAUCCACGGGUACGAGAACAGCGCGCUGCUCAAAGCCGUCCGCGAAGACUACGCGGUCAUGGCCGUCGUCGAGCAGUGCAAGCAGCUCGUGCCCGAUGAGGUGUUUACGCUGCUUAUGAAGCAAGUCUGCCGCGGCCAAGUCGACCGGUUUAAAUUCCUCGCCAACUGGAUCUGCGGCGUCGUCCUCGGCAACAGCAUCAGCACGCUCUCGGUCCGCGGAAUUGAGAUCCCGCAUCUGGGCAAGGAGACGCGCGCACGCCUCGUCGAGCUCCUCACGCCGCCGCUCUCGGAGCGCGAAGACAUUGAAGUGUCGAUGGAGUGGUUCACGCAGCCGGACGAAGGAGCGAUCUCAGAGACGCUGCGCAUUUGGGUGUGUACGGACAAGGAGACCAAGUCGCCGUUCGCGCCGCGCACCAACAGCCCCAUCAUUUACAGCCCGGGUGCUGGCCCCAUCCUGCCACCAUCGCCGUCGGCGUCCGACCUUCUCUCGCCGCCGUCGUCCAUCGGCGGGCUCCCGACGAACGCACCACCGUCGCCACCAGGGCUCGACUUGCCGCCCGUCGUUAGCAUCUCGCAGCCCAACAGUCCAGCGACGAAAUCGCCGCCCAUGAAGCCGAAGCUCUCGAGCCCGAUUCCGCGGGCCGAGCUGCGCCACGACGAGAGCCUCGAUGGUCCGUGCACACCUCGCUUUGCGGCCGACGACGACGAGCUCGCGGUGGCGACCAUCACAGCCAGCACCAAACAGCUGCAUGUCGCCCACCAUAGUUACUAGUUACCUUCUCGCAAGUAUGUACCUGAUCAAUCAACACCACAUUCUGCUACGUCGA